Messenger RNA from Sinocyclocheilus rhinocerous, 313 nucleotides. Its product is annotated as alpha-1,2-mannosyltransferase ALG9-like. The record is from RefSeq and is a predicted model, not a curated record. Gene Ontology annotation, molecular function: alpha-1,2-mannosyltransferase activity. NCBI's taxonomy places the organism in Eukaryota, Metazoa, Chordata, Actinopteri, Cypriniformes, Cyprinidae. Bases 24 to 296 code for a protein of 90 amino acids. Gene Ontology annotation, cellular component: endoplasmic reticulum membrane. Gene Ontology annotation, biological process: protein N-linked glycosylation. The transcript has 3 exons.
UUGUGUUUUAUUUCCUGCGCUGCAUGCUAGCUUUUACCUGUUGUGUGUGCGAGCUCUACUUCUACAAGGCCGUGUGUAAAAAGUUUGGCUUGCAUGUGGGCCGGCUUCUGCUGGCGUUCCUCGUCCUGAGUGCAGGGAUGUUCUGCUCCUCUGCAGCUUUCCUCCCCAGUACGUUUUGCAUGUACAGUACAGUGGUAGCUAUGACUGGCUGGUUCCAGGGGCGCCCAAGUCUGGCUGUGCUGGGUAUUGCAGCGGGGGCCAUAAUGGGCUGGCCCUUCAGUGCCCUGCUGGGGUAAGAAAUAGUCAAUAUUUU